AUGUCCAACAGCUUGAAGACAAAUAAGGCAGACUUGAGGCCUUUGAAGCAACACAAAAAGUUCCAGACCGAAAAUCGAACGAAUAUGGGGAGGCCAGAUAUUGUGAACGAGUCCAAGCAUCAACAGCUCCCGACUGCUGAUCAGGACAACCGGACUUUCCUCUACACGACUGAGGACAUUUUCAACCGUCAAUCCCCCGGAUACGCCCUGUCGGACGAAAAGCGCGCUGAUUUUGGGCACAUGAUAAUGAGUCUGAAAGAAGCUUCCUCCGCGCUGCCUCGAGAUAUUCGCAACCGCAUUCCCCCGAAAACACCCUGCCGGACGAAAAGAGUGUUGGAGGAUAAACCCGCCAUCGACGAAGAAUCUGUCAUCAAGGCAACGAAGCACGCAAGAAGCUUCAAACGCCUCUUCGAGCAGGUCCCAACCGACGUUCUGCAGUGGUGGCCCGAGCUAUGUGCACUCGAAGUAUCGGCCUUGAGAGGGAAGGACAUCUUGCAUCGCAACCCUCAUCUGUUGGACUCAGGAGUUCUGUCCCAAGAUAUUCUCAUCAUCUUCCGUGAACUUAGGGAGAUACAUCUGGAAAGCUCUGCAAGGUCAGUUGACAUACUAUGUGAACUUGAACUGGAAGAAGCCGAAGCGACGAGUCUUUGA
This is a messenger RNA of Penicillium manginii, 651 nucleotides long. RefSeq lists its product as uncharacterized. Lineage: Eukaryota; Fungi; Ascomycota; Eurotiomycetes; Eurotiales; Aspergillaceae. The record is from RefSeq and is a predicted model, not a curated record. The transcript is spliced from 2 exons. The coding region runs from base 1 to 651 and encodes 216 amino acids.